Molecule: messenger RNA, 584 nt
Organism: Armigeres subalbatus
Lineage: Eukaryota; Metazoa; Arthropoda; Insecta; Diptera; Culicidae
Product: lysozyme c-1-like
Exons: 2
Coding region: 29-484 (151 amino acids)
Molecular function (GO): lysozyme activity
Source: RefSeq, a predicted model, not a curated record
GCAGAUAUUACGUUAGUAAUGAACUAAGAUGCUGUCGUUGAAGGCGUUCCUAGUAUGGCUCGUUCCGCUAUUCUUGAUGGCCGGAACACUUCCUCUGACACAAGCAAAAGUCUACGGGUUCUGCGAAUUAGCUAAACUGCUCCACAACAAACACGGAAUAGCCAAAUCCGAACUUCCCAACUGGCUGUGCCUGGUGCGCUGGGAAAGCUCCUACGACACCACCGUGAAGCACCUCAAUGCCUACGAUGGGUCCACCGAUUGGGGACUGUUCCAGAUCAACGAUCGCUACUGGUGCGAUCCGGCCAACGGUAAAGCCAGCUCCAACAGCUGUCGGGUUAAGUGUUCGAAAUUUCUAGGCGCCAACCAAGAUGAAGCGGUCAAGUGCGUGAGGAAAAUCUAUAAGGUUCAUGGAUUCAGCGCUUGGACCGGUUGGAAAAAUCACUGCCGAGGAAAACGACUGGCCGAUGUGAAGAGGUGCUUCUGAGGACUCGUAAUUAAAUCUACAAGAUAAUUCGGAUUGCUGGUUUUAAAAAAAUAGAAUUUGUCAUGUUUAAUAAAAGAUUCCAUGCGAUGUGUACACACAA